AUGGUCGAACACGAGCGAAGCACGAUCGACCCAUGGUCGAACACGGGUGCGGGCCGAUGGAGGCUCGACCGACUCGAGUGGUCGAGCGGGACGAGUCCAGGGGCAGUACCGGCGAACUCAAGUGCAAGGAUUGAAGAACACCCACCGACCUACCAUGCAACCCGAGGAGGACCAGGCGAGGAACUGGAGUCAUUCGUCUUGGACAUUAUCAAAUUGGCGCCGUCUGUGGGAACCCUAGCUCAACCGGUGUUGAUAUGGUGGUACCUCAUACAUAAUAACCGGAAAGUGAAGGAAAGAAAGCGUGAGCAGGCGGGCCUCGCCAAGUCUGUCCUCAAGGACGGAGUCCCGGGCUCUGCGGCCCGACCCAAUUCCAUUGCCAUCGAGAUCAUGUGUUACAACUACGCUAGCCUUUCUUUCAGCCCAUACGGUGACUACUGGCGGCAGAUGCGCAAGAUUCGCAUGAGCGAGCUCCUGAGCGCGAAAACGUCCGCUCCCCGAAAGCCCGUCAACCUCACGGAGAAGGCAUCUUCAUUGACGAGCGACAUCCUGUGUCGGGCCGUUUACGGGAAGGUGUGCAAGGAUAGGGAUGGGCUUGUCGGGCUAAUGCGGGCCGCAGUCAAGCUGACUGGCGGGUUUGAGAUUGUUGACCUGUACCCGACAUGGCGGGUCGUUAGGGCGCUGAGCUGGAGUAGGAUGAGGCUCGUUAAGAUGAGGCAGAAAGUCGACGUGAUUCUCGACGAUAUUAUUCGGGAGCACAAGGAGACGAAAACGGCGGGAAAAGAUGGUGACUUGUUCUCAGCCGAAACUGAGUCAUCAUCGAUCGUGAUCGACUGGACAAUGGUCGAGCUCAUGCGAAACCCUAGAGUCAUGGCCAAGGCACAGGCCGAAAUCAGACAAGCCUUCCAGAAGGACCCAACAAUCGAGGAACACGAUCUCACGCACAAACUAAAGUACCUAAAGCUCGUAAUCAAAGAGUCCAUGAGGCUACACCCGCCGAUCCCAAUCAUCCUAAGUCUUGGUCAACAACUGGGCCAUGCAGAGGGACCCACAAUAUUGGAAGGAUCCCGAGAGUUCGUGCCCAAGAGGUUUGAAGAUGGGGGCCCGGAUUUCAUGAAUGAGGGUUCUCACUAUUUGCCGUUUGGGAUGGGGAAAAGGAUGUGUCCCGGGAUGAUGUUCGACCUAGCUAGCAUCGAGCUUCCCUUGGCCCGACUUCUCUAUAGUUUUGACUGGAAACUUCCGGAAGGGGUGCGUGUAGAGGAUUUGGACAUGACCAAAAAUCCUGGGGUCACGGCCUCAAGGAAGGACAAGCUUUUCUUGGUCGCUAUUCCGUACAAGCCUUCGACUUGA
Molecule: messenger RNA, 1347 nt
Organism: Striga asiatica
Lineage: Eukaryota; Viridiplantae; Streptophyta; Magnoliopsida; Lamiales; Orobanchaceae
Source: the annotation of a GenBank genome assembly